Molecule: messenger RNA, 2238 nt
Organism: Melitaea cinxia (Glanville fritillary)
Lineage: Eukaryota; Metazoa; Arthropoda; Insecta; Lepidoptera; Nymphalidae
Gene: CPR12
Product: spidroin-2-like
Exons: 3
Coding region: 1-2238 (745 amino acids)
Cellular component (GO): chitin-based extracellular matrix
Molecular function (GO): structural constituent of chitin-based larval cuticle
Source: RefSeq, a predicted model, not a curated record
AUGAAGCUGCUAGUAAUCCUGUCAGUGAUAGCUAUAGGCUAUGCGGAUAAGUUGGAUAGGACCUAUCUUCCUCCAAGCAAUGCUGCAUCGGCUGGAGGUAGUCCAGGCGCUUUGACAGCACCCGCUAUCCAAUCAGGAUCUUCUUUCGGGAAAGUUGUUUCAUCUGGAUCGGGAUCUACUCCAGGACCUGCAGGAUUUACUCAAAGCCCAUUAGUUUUCAGUCAAGGGUCAGCUGGUAUUGCACAAGGAGCAUCCGGUUUUGGUCAAGGACCAUCUGGUGUUGCUCAAGGAGUGUCCGGUUUUGGUCAAGGACCUCUUACUAUUCAAGAACCAUCCGGUUUUAUUGGUCAAAAACCAUCUGCUUACGGACAAGGACCAUCCGGUUUCAGCCAAGGAUCGUCCGUUUUCGGCCAAGGACCAUCCGCUGUCAGCCAAGGAUCAUUCGGUUUCGGUCAAGGGCCUUCUAACAGUGAACAGCCGCUAAGUGGCUUAGAUUUGUCUAACAAAGUUCUCCCAAGUGGAAGUGGAUUUGUUUCAACCAAAACUGGUGCUACACCAGGUAGUUCAUACGACGCAGCAUUUGAAACAAGAAUCCCCUCUGCUCCUUUAGAUUUUGGCUCACCCCAACUAGAAGCUAAUCAAGCUGGAGUAACACAACUUGCCAACGGUCCUUUUACCCAAGGUUUUGGACAGGGUUCAUUCGGUCCAAAUGGACCACAAGCUUAUACACCUGAGCGUGCACAAGCAUCUGCUGAUAGGAGUGCUACAAUUUUAAAUUAUUAUAACGAAAACAAUGGUGAUUCUUAUAAAUACAGUUAUGAAACUUCUAACGGUAUUUCUGCUGGAGAAGAAGGUGUAGCUACUAAUGGUGUAAGAGCACAAGGAGGUUAUUCCUACACAGGUGAUGAUGGAGUGUCUUAUUCAGUGACUUACACCGCUGAUGAAAAUGGUUUUCAACCCCAGGGAGACCAUUUACCCACUCCUCACCCGAUUCCUGAAGAAAUAUUAAAAUCCAUUGAAGAAAACGCUAGAGCUGCAGCUGCUGGUACCCAAGAAGGUGCGUACCGACCUGAAGAAUAUGAAUCUGAUGAACCACUACGUCAAUACAAUGCUGGAGCUACUAAUUUCAACCAACCUCAAGGUCCAAAUGUUGGUGCUGUUCAAGGUCCUCAAUCAGCUCAAAAUCUAUUCAACAGACCUGAAAGCAACCAAUUCCCUGGAAGUCUAGAUCAAUUCACACAAAAGCGUCCAAUUGGUAUAUCUGGCCAGUAUGGACCACAGAGCGCUGGCUCAUUCGGACAAUUUAAUGAAAAGUCAUCUGCGGGAUUAAGUCAAACAAUUCAAGGCCAAGAUCAAGGUACUAACGGAUACAAUUACAAACAACCACAAAGUAACUUUGAAUCGACUGGUCUUGGACAACGUCCUUCAAGCCAAUUUCGCCCACAAGCAAAUGCUCAAGAACAGAAAGAUUUCUCUUUAAAUAUAGGUUCUUCCAAAUCAGGAUCCAACAAUCAAGGUUCUGCACCUGUUGCUAAUGGCAUAACUAGCGUUUCUCCCUUAGGUGGUUGGCAAACUCAAUACCAGACUGGAUUAAGUCAAUCAGCUGAUACUGGUAGCACAUCAAGUCAAGGUCAACAGUCUUCAUUUGGAUCUUCACAAGGUUCUCAAUACAGACCCGGAAGCACACCAUUUGGACCUAUAGGUACACCAGGACAAGGUAACCAGUACCAGCUAAACACCAACCAGAACGCAUUUGGUGUAAAUAGAGCUAACCAAGACAAUCAGAAUGGUGGACUAAUCAUUGGUCAAGACAACCAAAAUCAAUACGGAAAUAAACUAUCUAGUGAUUCCAUUGUUGGCAUACCAAAAACUUCCCCAACCUACAAUCAAAACACUCAGUCGUCGAGUGCAUUUGGACGCGGUACUCAGCAAAAUGGAAACCAGGCUCUUGGUUCCAAAGUUGGAUCAAACCAAGGUGUGUCACAGUUUGGUGCAGGCAAUCAAGCUUUUGGAUCCAGUGUUACAACCUCAGCUGGUGUAAGAGACUCACAACCAAUUCAAGCUCCUUAUCAAUACAACCGACCUAGUCAGGGUUUCGAUUCUCAGCCACAAAGGCCUGGUUUCAAUGGACCGCAAAGUCCAACUCCGGUGAGCCAAGGCAUUCAAAGAGUACCAGAACAAUUUGGUGGACCUCGUCAACCGCCGAGCUUCAGUCCAGAACAGGGUUACAAAUAUUAG